This is a messenger RNA of Sander lucioperca (pikeperch), 2202 nucleotides long. RefSeq names its product transmembrane protein 41A-B-like. The record is from RefSeq and is a predicted model, not a curated record. Bases 340 to 1167 code for a protein of 275 amino acids. NCBI's taxonomy places the organism in Eukaryota, Metazoa, Chordata, Actinopteri, Perciformes, Percidae. The transcript is spliced from 6 exons.
UGUUUAGAGCCCUCACAAACAGCAGCUGCCUACUCACAAAGUUCAGUUAAAUCAGCUAAACCUGUUCAAUGUCCGUCUUUUGAGGCAAAUUGUUGAAGACAUAAAAGUUACAGGAGAAAAUUACAAUAAACGAGGAGGAUACGAGGUAAAACGUGCUGUGUGGUAGGGUUACACAAAUGUCAACAUUUCCCCUCGACAUUAAGAGAGUUGUAAGAGAGUCGCCGGCUGCCAUGUGAUCCGUCUGCCGAUCUCAGCCAGAAUGUCACCCGUCAUUUGUAGCAUGUUGCCCGAUUUCAGCGAAGUUUGCCAGUGAACAGGGUAGCCUCAGCAGGGAGCAACAUGCGCUCCUUAGCGGGACUUGGUGCCAUUGUGGCGGCGGCAAGUGUCCUCCUCUACCUGCUGUCGACUCAUCUUCCCCCGGGAACGACGCACGCCCAGCCGGACUCAGAGGGGGAGGAAGAGGGGGUCAAGGAGUACAGGCUGAAGUUCCCGUCGGACCUGGAUGAGCUGCGGGAGCUUGCAGAGAUGCUCAAGUUUUAUAAAAGAGAACAUCACGGUUACGUUCUGCUGCUUUUCUGCAGCGCCUACCUCUACAAACAGUCCUUCGCCAUACCUGGCUCCUCCUUUCUGAACAUGCUAGCUGGUGCAAUAUUUGGACCCUGGGAGGGUCUGGUGUUGGCCUGCCUGCUCACCACUGUUGGCUCCACAUUCUGCUUCCUGCUCUCCUCUGCGUUUGGAAAGCAGCACGUGGUUCAGUUCUUCCCGGAGAAGGUGGCCCUGCUGCAGCGGAAGGUGGAGGAAAAUCGUAGCAGUUUGUUCUUCUUCCUCCUUUUCCUUCGUUUCUUCCCUAUGACUCCUAACUGGUUCCUUAACAUCACCUGUCCCGUCCUCAACAUCCCUAUGCCCAUUUUCUUCUUCUCUGUAUUCAUAGGUCUGAUCCCGUACAACUUCAUCUGUGUUCGCACGGGCUCCAUCCUCUCAGAGAUCUCCUCCCUGGAUGAUAUCUUCUCCUGGGGGACGCUGGCCCAGCUCCUGGCCAUCGCUCUCAUGGCUCUCCUCCCUGGAGCGCUGAUCAAACAAUACAGCAAAGCUCACCUUGAGGUGGGCGGCAUGGACUGUAACGGACCCAGCCAGGAUGAUACCAGGCAGGAUCGGAAGAGACGAUGAUUCUGGGAUAAAUGGGGAAUCGUAGGGUUUAGGAUUCCCAAACACGACAUUGUGUCUGAAGAACUGAAAAACCUCUCUCCACUGGUAGGCCUGUGACCUGUUGUCCACUUCAGCCUCGUGAUUUCUGUAAGGUCCCAGCAAAGGCUCAUCAUACUUCUAGUACGAUCUGUUCUGAAAGUUUGGAAGUGUCUGCAGGUCAUGUUACACCAGGCUGUAAGACUACAGUUUGCCAAAGAUCUCUCAAUGCCACUAUAUAGAGUUAGAGUUUUAGGGAAAUCUUCUGAGAUGGGCCCUAAAAUUCCUUAGAUUCACAAUAAAACAAUGUCUUAAAAGUUGAGACUGAUUGGUUGCUCUUGAAAGUGCCCAAUAGUUCACAUCCUAGGAAAGAAUUCUGUGAUGAUUAGUGAUAUAGUGAUACAGCAGCUUUAAAAAUAAUGAAAUCAUUUUGGUCGUCUUGACAUCGUCUUUUUUGGUGUUUUAAAAAAACUGAGCAAUGCUCCCAAAACGCACACUUGAUUGUUUUUUGAAUUUCUCCAAACUAUAUCUUCAAUUUCGGUGAAUUGUUGAGAUGAUGUGGAAAGUUCAUAAUCUCUCACUGACAUGAUCACUCUGAUCUCAGUUGGAAUUCAUCUCAGGGCCAACCAAAGGCUGACCUAUGAUGCAAUAACGUGUUAGUGAUAUGUUGUGCGUCAUUACGUUGUUUUGCAUUUCUUUAUCGGUCGACCAUGACUGCAGUUGUAAAUUCGGACCUUCUGUCCAGUGCGUUGCCAUUGUGCCAAGAUAUUACUAGAGCUUUAAAAGUAAUUUGCUCUGUGUAAUGAAUAUAAGAGCUGACCUUGCUGUGGAAAAAUCUGUUCUGGCUUAAACACACUGAUACACUUAGGAGUUUGGAGAUCAGACAAAUAACCAGCUAGACAAUAAUAUCUUUUCUCACAUAUGUUUACUCAGUGACUCAGUUUGCAGCUGUUACGGUUCCAGGAAUUGCAUGGAAAAAACAUUUUAGCACAUUUGGACUUUUAAAUGUCUCACGAUUGA